CUAUUCUUUUCAAGUAGACGGCGUUAGUGAGCAUUUCCGUUCCGCAAAUGGCCGGUGAUUAAGGGAACGGAUGUAGCGGCGCCUCUAUCGUCGAAUCUUUUCCUGUAUUGGGUUUGCGGUAAGCACGUUCUCGAAUUGUAAGUCACGAUGCAGAUCUUCGUGAAGACCCUGACGGGUAAAACCAUCACCCUUGAGGUGGAGGCUUCCGAUACUAUUGAAAAUGUCAAGGCUAAGAUCCAGGACAAGGAAGGAAUUCCACCUGAUCAGCAGAGAUUGAUCUUUGCUGGUAAACAACUAGAAGAUGGUCGCACUCUCUCUGACUACAAUAUCCAGAAGGAGUCUACACUCCAUUUGGUUCUGCGACUCCGUGGUGGUGUUAUUGAACCUACACUCCGUAUUCUUGCACAGAAAUAUAACUGUGACAAAAUGAUCUGCCGUAAAUGUUAUGCGCGACUCCAUCCCCGUGCUACUAAUUGCCGUAAGAAGAAGUGUGGUCACACCAACAACAUCCGCCCUAAGAAGAAGCUGAAGUAGACCAUAGACCCUUGUUCUAUAUUCAGGCUGUGGAAAUUAAGGAAUAUUUAUUCUUCCACUUAUUCUGCACCUGUAUUACUCUCGUUUUUGGUUCCAAUAAAAUCUAAGUGAACAACA
This is a messenger RNA of Athalia rosae (coleseed sawfly), 651 nucleotides long. It is a transcript of the gene RpL40, whose product is annotated as ubiquitin-60S ribosomal protein L40. Gene Ontology annotation, cellular component: ribosome; cytoplasm; nucleus. The record is from RefSeq and is a predicted model, not a curated record. NCBI's taxonomy places the organism in Eukaryota, Metazoa, Arthropoda, Insecta, Hymenoptera, Athaliidae. The transcript has 3 exons. Gene Ontology annotation, molecular function: structural constituent of ribosome; ubiquitin protein ligase binding; protein tag activity. Gene Ontology annotation, biological process: protein ubiquitination; translation; modification-dependent protein catabolic process. Bases 148 to 534 code for a protein of 128 amino acids.